CCAAAUGCCGUGUUCUUCUUCAAUGGAUUUGCGAGGGGAUCACGACUCCGACACACACAACAACAACGAUAUCAGGGCAGCCACCACAUUGACCGACCGCCCACUCCCCCGCACCUCCUCGCACGUUCGUCCUGUCCCCUUCCCCGCCUCCUCCUCCAUCCCGGAGCUCCGGCACCGAACAUCUGCUAGCUCCGCCGGCUGGUCAUCGAGCUUGUGUGGACCGUAGGUGGGGAGAUCCAGCGCGCGCGACUGGGAUUUGUCGUCUCUGAAGAUUCCAGCACCCGGAUAGAUCCAAAAGCCAGCGGUGGUGACUCGGCUCCUAGGGAUCAACGACGAGAAAGGAAAGCAAGAAGGCAGCACCAAAAAAAAGUUUUCAUUUGGGGGUGGAUUUUGAUAUAAAUAGUGAUACAUAUAUAGUGGCAUCACAAUAGAAAUUUGGAUAAGAAUAUGUUUGGGAUCCAACCCAGGGAUUUGGUAGAUGAUUUCAACCCCAGGAGGAGGAGGUGGUCAUUGUGGACCACGCCCCCUGCAUCCAUGCCCACCACCAGCCACAACACCAGGUACAAAGUACCCCGGAAGGGCCAUGCCAAUGCCUACCACUUGUCUGUGAAGUUUGAAGAUCUCUGUGGCUUCAUGGUGGAGGGCAAUGUGGAUGACGUCAAUGUUCUGAAUGAGGUGAGGGAGAGGAUAAGGGAGCAAGGGAGGGUGUGGUGGGCACUGGAAGCGAGCAAGGGCGCAAACUGGUACCUCCAGCCGAGGAUCUCAUCCAACGGUGGCGAGGGUGUGAUUAGGGCCACGUCGCUCAAGCUAUCAGUGCUCACUAAUACAGUUACAUUGAGGAGGCUGAUCAGGAAGGGGGUGCCGCCGGCGCUGAGGCCGAAGGUAUGGCUGUCCGUGUCUGGUGCAGCCAAGAAGCGGUCGACGGUGCCUGAGACGUACUAUGACGAGCUGAUCAGGGCCACGGAGGGGAAAACCACACCAGCCACUCGCCAGAUCGACCAUGAUCUCCCUCGCACCUUCCCUUGCCAUCCUUGGUUGAACAGCGAGGCAGGUCAGGCAUCUCUUCGACGUGUACUUGUUGGGUAUUCGUUCCGUGAUUCAGAAGUUGGAUAUUGCCAGGGUUUAAAUUAUGUGGCUGCUCUAUUGUUGCUCGUUAUGAAGACAGAGGAAGAUGCAUUUUGGAUGCUUGCGGUACUCUUGGAAAAUGUUCUUGUCAGUGAUUGUUAUACCGAUACUCUUACUGGCUGUCAUGUUGAGCAGCGAGUAUUCAGAGAUCUUCUAGCCAAAAACUGCCCACGCAUUGCUGCUCAUCUUGAAGCAAUGGGGUUUGAUGUUUCGCUUGUUGCCACAGAAUGGUUCUUAUGCCUCUUCUCCAAAACAUUGCCUUCAGAGACAACUCUGCGAGUGUGGGAUGUUUUAUUCAAUGAAGGUGCAAAGGUCUUGUUCCAUGUGGCUCUAGCAAUUUUCAAGAUGAGAGAAGAUGAUCUUCUACGAAUCCAACAUAUUGGUGAUGUAAUUGAUGUUCUGCAAACAACUGCUCAUCAUCUAUACGAGCCUGAUGAGCUGCUCACGUUUGCGUUUGACAAGAUUGGGUCCAUGACUACGAACACAAUUACAAAAGAAAGGAAAAAGCAGGAGACGGUGGUCAUGGCCGAGCGCGAUCAAAGAACUAGACGGUUGAACUCGCUCAAGAUGGAUGCAUGAUGAUGUGUAAAAAAGAUACAUGUUAGGAUGCUGAGCUCUGUUUGUUUUGAAAGAACGGCGAAGACGACGUGGUGAGUCAGCACUUGGUUACUUGUUAGACUGGCUGUCUCAACGAGUAAGAAAAGGUGCUCACGCUCCGCCAAAAAUAGAGGUGUCUGAGCCGAUGCAAAAACUGCAAUGUGGGUUUGUUUUUGAAACUUCAUGUUGUGUGUGUGUGUGCGUGCCCCGUUCGUGUUGGUGAGAUGUGAGGCCUUGGGAACUGGUUUGAAACAUGUGUAAAUCGGACAGCGGGUUGAAAUCCUCUUGCAAUGAGCCCUAAGUGCAUGUAAAUUUUGCAGGCAUGAAAUGGAGCUAUAAAAGUUUGUUUAUUCACUUUAA
Messenger RNA from Lolium perenne, 2082 nucleotides. RefSeq lists its product as uncharacterized. The record is from RefSeq and is a predicted model, not a curated record. Lineage: Eukaryota; Viridiplantae; Streptophyta; Magnoliopsida; Poales; Poaceae. Gene Ontology annotation, biological process: regulation of GTPase activity. Gene Ontology annotation, molecular function: GTPase activator activity; small GTPase binding.